AGGGUGUCCGGGGAGUAGGGUCGGGGCGGCGGGCUGCGGCGGGCCCGGAGGUCCGAGCCAGGAGCGGAGCCUGCAUCCGCCGCCCGCCCUUCGGGGACUAUCAGACCUGAGCCAAGAGGCAGGUGCACCGGGCAGAUGGGUCUGAGUCCUGUUGGACAGAAGAGAAACUGAGUCCCCGGCCCAGGAGCCGCAGGGUCAGCGGGCCCGAGGGCGCUGGGUCCGCCCGCGGCGCGGAGGGUGGGGUGGGCCUGUGCGCGGAGGUGGCCUCUGCCUGGAGAUCGGUUUCUCUUCUGUGUCCGCACCUCUUGGCUCGGGCCCCUGUGCUCCAUGACUCCGGCAUCUCCUGGCUUCGCGUUGGUUGGGGAUGGUCCCUGUGCUUGGAGCACCUGAGUGUGCAGGGCCUAGGCCGGCGAGGAAGGGGCGGGGGUGCUGCCUGUGGGGCUCAAUAGGAGUCUGGGGUUUGGGGGAGACCUUCUCGAGCUACCUUCACCCCAGUCCUGGUGCCGGUCAUUUUUCCAGUGUAAUAGCGGGGAGGAGCGCUAAAUUCCAUGCCCAGCUCUGCCGUUUGCCAGUUGUAAGGCCUCGGGAAAUCUCUUCCUUCUCUAAUUUCUCUUUUAGAAGAUUGGAACCCGCAAAGAUAGCAAUAAUGGUGGUCCUUUAUUUUGUGCUUACUUUGUGUUCCACUUAAUUCUCCCGAUAGAUACAAAAACUGAAGCUCAGAGAGGACAUAUAAUUUGUUCAAGAUUACACAGUUAAUAGGUGUCAGAGGUUGGAUUUCAUCCCAAGUCUGACUCCUUAAGCCAUGGCCUUAACCAGCAGGCUAGCCAGCCUUUAGGGCGCACUCCCCAGUGAGAGAAGAGGGAGGUGAAAAGGCCGAGGAUCCCCGCUCCCUGUUAUGUUUUAUUUAGUUUGUGACCAGCAAAAACUCGCCCUGACCCGACCUCCUAGCCUUUCCUCACCUGGUGCUGCUGCCUCUGAGCUCCAGACUGAAGGGGCAGCAAAGAAGUGGGCUGUGACCAUUGCAGGCCUUCUUCGCACAGGGCUUGGGUGCUGGGCCCUGGGGUCAGCUUCCAAGACAGUUGCUGUUUCAAUCCAUCAUCCGUCCACCCUCCUCACUGCUGCCGCUCACCCCGUGUCUUCUGGCCGCUUCCCUCUUUGCUGCCCCUCCCCACAGGCUCCCCCUCUGCACCUCCUGGGGACCGUCAUGAAUGGUGCCCCUUCCCUGGAGGACGGGGCCUUCCCCUCUCCUCCUCCCUUGCCACCACCCCCUCCCCCCAGUUGGCGGGAGUUCUGUGAGUCCCAUGCCCGGGCCGCUGCCCUGGAUUUUGCCCGCCGUUUCCGCCUGUACCUGGCCUCCCACCCCCAGUAUGCAGGGCCCGGGGCCGAGGCUGCCUUCUCCCGCCGUUUCGCUGAGCUCUUCCUGCAGCAUUUUGAAGCUGAAGUGGCCCGGGCCUCUGGCUCCCUCUCACCACCCGUCCCGGCCCCUCUGAGUCCCGGUGUGGAGAUCCCGCCACAUGACCUGUCCCUUGAGAGCUGCAGGGCGGGCGGGCCUCUGGCUGUGCUGGGCCCUUCUCGAUCAUCUGAGGACCUGGCCGGCCCCCUCCCUUCCUCGGUCUCUUCCUCUUCUACAACCUCCUCCUCGAAGCCGAAGCUAAAGAAACGCUUCUCCCUCCGUUCAGUGGGCCGCUCCGUCCGAGGUUCGGUCCGCGGCAUCCUGCAGUGGCGGGGGACCGUGGACCCCCCCUCCCCGGCCGGGCCCCUGGAGACCUCAUCAGGCCCCCCAGUGUUAGGCGGAAACAGCAACUCCAACUCCUCUGGUGGGGCUGGGACCGUUGGCAGGGGGCUGGUUAGUGACGGACCAUCCCCGGGGGACAGAUGGACUCACCGUUUUGAGAGGCUGAGACUCAGCCGGGGAGGAGGGACCUUGAAGGAUGGGGCAGGGGCGGUGCAGAGGGAAGAGCUGCUGAGCUUCAUGGGGGCGGAAGAGGCAGCCCCUGACCCAGCUGGAGUGGGCCGGGGAGGGGGGGCAGCCGGGCCUACCUCAGGGGGAGGAGGGCAGCCUCAGUGGCAGAAGUGUCGCUUACUGCUUCGAAGUGAAGGAGAAGGAGGAGGAGGAAGUCGCCUGGAGUUCUUUGUACCACCCAAGGCAUCUCGGCCUCGGCUCAGCAUUCCCUGCUCUGCCAUCACGGAUGUGCGGGCGACCACAGCGCUGGAGAUGCCUGAUCGGGAGAACACAUUUGUGGUUAAGGUGGAAGGCUCCUCAGAGUAUAUCCUGGAGACAGCUGAUGCUCUACAUGUGAAGGCCUGGGUGUCUGACAUCCAAGAAUGCCUGAGCCCGGGGCCCUGCCCUGCUACCAGUCCCCACCCCAUGACCCUCCCACUGGCCCCUGGGGCCUCAUUUCUUACAAGAGAGAACACAGACAGCCUGGAACUGCCCUGCCUGAAUCACUCAGAGAGUCUUCCCAGCCAGGAUCUACUGCUGGGACCCAGCGAGAGCAACGACCGCCUGUCACAGGGGGCAUAUGGGGGCCUCUCAGACCGCCCUUCAGCAUCCAUCUCUCCUAGUUCCGCCUCCAUUGCUGCCUCCCAUUUUGACUCAAUGGAACUGCUUCCCCCAGAGUUGCCACCCCGCAUCCCCAUUGAAGAGGAACCCCUAGCUGGGACAGUUCAUCCCCUCUCAACCCCCUACCCAUCCCUGGACACUCCAGAAACAGCCACAGGGUCAUUCCUGUUCCAGGGGGAAUCAGAGGGAGGUGAGGGGGAGCAGCCCCUCUCAGGGUAUCCUUGGUUCCACGGGAUGCUCUCUCGACUCAAGGCUGCCCAGUUAGUACUGGCCGGAGGCACCGACUCCCAUGGUGUUUUCCUGGUACGUCAGAGUGAGACGAGGCGGGGCGAAUAUGUCCUCACUUUCAACUUCCAGGGCAAGGCCAAGCACCUGCGUCUGUCGCUGAAUGAGGAGGGCCAGUGCCGGGUCCAGCACCUGUGGUUCCAGUCCAUUUUUGAUAUGCUCAAGCAUUUCCGGGUGCACCCCAUCCCUCUGGAGUCUGGAGGCCCCAGUGAUGUUGUCCUUGGCAGCUAUGUUGUGUCCUCCCAGCGGCAGCAGGAACCGAACACCUCCCACGACCCACCCCCACCCCCUGAACCCCCUUCAUGGACAGAUCCCCCACAUCCUGGGGCAGAAGAGGCGUCGGGGAUGUCAGAAGUGGCAGCAGCAACAGCCACAGCAGCCAAAGAGAGGCAAGAGAAAGAGAAAGUGGGCAGUGGAGGGAUCCAGGAAGAGCUGGUCCCCGUGGUUGAGCUGGUCCCCAUGGUUGAAUUGGAAGAGGCCAUGACACCAGGCAUGGAGGUCCAGGGAGGCCCUGGAUCUGGUGGGGUCCCUGAAGCAACACCGAUGGUGCAGCUCCAGCAGUUACCACUAGGGGGCGAUGGAGAAGAAGGGGGCCACCCCAGAGCCAUUAAUAACCAGUACUCCUUUGUGUGACACCCUACCCCCACCCUUUCUCCACUUUCUUGCUCCUCAGCCCUCAGUUCCUGAGACGGGGGCUGAGCGGGGACAUAGAGGAGCGGUAGGAAUCCCCUCCCCAUAUGCUUCCUUACCCUUGAUGGCCAAGGGAUGUAUGUUGGUACAAGAAGAGGUUCAAGAGUCCCGUUAACUCCCCAGUUCAUACACUACAGGUGCCCCGUCCCCUGGGGAGGGGACUUGGGCUCCAUUACCUCUCCAAGGGGCUCUACGGUCAGCCCCGCCCCUGGGCGCCAUUUCCCCAUUAUCUACCCCCAGCCCAAGGAGGGGUGAGGGGGAAGGGCUGUCAGUUAAUAUUAAGGUGGUUGUUGUUGUUGUUUUAAACAAAAUGGAGAAGCAUAAAUAAAUAAAAGGGUUUAUCUCAGUU
Molecule: messenger RNA, 3887 nt
Organism: Myotis myotis
Lineage: Eukaryota; Metazoa; Chordata; Mammalia; Chiroptera; Vespertilionidae
Gene: SH2B1
Product: SH2B adaptor protein 1
Exons: 9
Coding region: 896-3481 (861 amino acids)
Biological process (GO): intracellular signal transduction
Cellular component (GO): plasma membrane
Molecular function (GO): transmembrane receptor protein tyrosine kinase adaptor activity
Source: RefSeq, a predicted model, not a curated record